GGGGCAGCGCCUCCAAUCCGCUCGGCUCGGCUCUACACACAAGCAGGUGUAUGUUCAACAUGGCGUUUGCAAUGCCUAGCGCUGUGACUGCUGCUCCUACUACUCAGCAUCUCCUCACCCUCGCUGUCUGGGCACUUCUCAUCGGGAAAGGGGCUGCACAAGAGAUCGAAGCUGAUACACAGAAUCUGGUGACAGACAAUGUGGUGGUGGUGGAGGGUGAGGUGGCAACCAUCAGCUGUCGAGUGAAGAACAAUGACGAUUCCGUGAUCCAGCUGUUGAAUCCGAGUCGGCAAACUAUUUACUUCCGGGAAGUUCGACCUUUGAAAGACAACAGAUUUCAGCUGGUGAAUUUUUCGAGCAGCGAGUUAAGAGUCUCGUUGUCAAAUGUCUCUUUAGUAGAUGAAGGAAAAUAUGUCUGCCAGCUUUACACAGAUCCUCCCCAGGAAGCCUUUGCUACAAUUACAGUUCUUGUUCCACCAGAAACUCCGAUCAUAGACGCAAACAAGGAUGUCCUGAGAGAAGGGGAGGAGGUCGAAUUCACGUGCAGUACCGCAGGUAGCAAGCCAGCUGCUGAGAUCAAGUGGCUGAAAGGCGAUGAAGAGAUACAAGAGAGUGCAGGUAACGUGGAAGAGGACCCUAGGGAAGAGAAAUUGUUCAAUGUCACAAGUCGGCUGGUGCUGAAAGUGAGUCGCCUGGAUGAUGGAUUACCUGUUACCUGUCAGGUAGAGCAUCCAGCAGUGAAGGACCUUCAGACGAUGAAGGAUUUGCAAGCACAAAGAUAUUUGGAUGUACAAUAUAAGCCCCAAGUGCAGAUCACAAUGAGCCAGCCACAAGGUUUGACAAGAGAAGGGGACACUCUAGAAUUGAUUUGCACAGCCAGUGGGAAACCACAGCCCAAUCUCCUAUGGAAACGAGUGGAUGAGGAAAUGCCUGAUCGGGCCAUUUUUACAGAGCCAAGGACUUUUCUCCUUGAGUCUCUAAACAAAACUGACAAUGGGACCUACCGCUGCAGUGCUUUCAAUGCUGUUGGAGAAUCAUUUGAAGAUUAUGUCUUGCAUGUCUAUGAUGCACCCACUACUACCCCACCUCCCACUACAACCACCACUACUACCACAACCAUCCCUACCAUCUUGGAAGCUACAUCGCCGACGACAGAACCAUCAGCUCACGACUCUAGAGCAGGCACAGAAGUUCCAAGGUCUGUAGACCAUGCUGUCAUCGGGGGAGUGGUUGCUGUGGUUGUAUUUGCCAUUCUGUGCCUGCUGAUUGUACUUGGCCGAUAUUUUGCAAGACACAAAGGUACAUAUUUCACACAUGAAGCCAAAGGAGCGGAUGAUGCAGCAGAUGCAGACACUGCCAUUAUUAAUGCAGAAGGCGGACAGAACAACUCUGAUGAAAAGAAAGAGUACUUCAUCUAAAUAGAGUGUGGUUACACUGAGGUGUCUGACUGUAGACAUGCAGUUGGUUUUAAGCAUGGUGGUCACGAUUGAGAUGCGUGUGUGUGUGUGCGCGUGUGUGGGGGGUUAGGGGUUAGGGUGGGGAACGAUGUUCAUGAGUCCAGUGAGUUCCACAGUUUGACACCUCUGUAAAUGCCAAGCCAGGCUUGGACUUAGUUUAGUUCUCUCAUUUGCAGAAAACUCUGUGCCUUGUUUUCCCUGCAAACGCUCCAGCCUUUGAAUUGCCAUUUGGAAGCUCCAUGGACUUACAAGCUCCCUUUCAUUUCUACACUUUAAAAGUAAUUUUGUUAACAUGCUCUCUCUGUCUGUGAGGGGUGAGCUGGUGUGGCAGUUCAAUUUCAGCAGAGGUACAUGGAUCGAGCAUUUUUCUGCAAGUGAGGCUUCUUGUGGCGAGAUCGACUCUAAUUUCAUUCUCUAUAUAUAAACUGUGCGAUGUAGGAUACCUCAAACUGUCUGGCUGUGUUCUGGGCAACUGACAACUUUCAACAACAACCCUAACCAGACCUGACAGCUGAGGUCUGUGCCUUUUAGCAAGUGGACAGUUUUGAGUUAUCACCGUGCGAACAAGCUUUGUUCCAGACAGCUCUUAUUUUAAAAGAUCUCAUCAGUCUUUCCCAAUUGGCCUUACUUCUCACUAAUUUGUUUGCCAAAAAAACUUGAAAGCUAUCUACAUUCAUGAUUCCCUGUCAGCGAAGUUAUUCCCCACCCACGACCCCCAAAAGAGGCAAGAUGAGCACUGCCCAGAGCAAGCGUUAAAUGUUACAUGUUAAAGUUCUGAAUUCAUGCAGUACAGUUUGGCUCAUAAACACUAGCAUGAUUUAAAAAGGCAUAUCCCUUUGUUCAUUGUGCAUGGUUUAUAUUCGAGAAUCUCUUCAAAUCAACCACUGCUUACAUGGACUGUGUGCAUAGAUCUGUUUUUAAAGAGCAGUGUAUUUUUUUUAAUCAAGCCAAUGAUGCAAGUGGUUAGUCCGUGUGCCAUUGUAUAAUGCUAUUUGUAUUCUAUUUAAAGAUUUAAUUAAAAUUAAUCAAACACUGUACAGGAGGCUGUAGUAUUUAAUGGAAGUUCUGUGUGUAUCCUGCAUUUUACAUUGAUUCUGUGUUUGCCAUCAAAAAGGGAUAGUGCCUCUUUAAAGAAAAGUGGAAGCUGCCUUAAAACAAAUUACCUUUUUGUUUUUAGCAUAAACAUUUUCUUCUCUGCAAUGAAUGCUUCUUUGUUUUGCAGAGGAGAUCAGAUUCUGUUCAAGUCUCCCGUUACUGCUUUAGUUGAAAAUUGUGAAGAAAUUAUUUGCAAAUUCUGAUAAUGGCAUUUCACAGUUCUGACGUGAAGGUAAAACUUUUAGGCAGUUGUUAAAAUUAUUACCAGCUAAACUGUUGAGCUCAAUUGUAGAUAGAGGUUAAUGAAUAUUAACUUAUUGAUGGGAAGCAAAAUUUCUUCUCCUGAUUGCCAAUAAGAUACACGGCCCAAUUCUGACGUGACAUAGCUUUACCUGAAGAGUGUUCAUUUAAGGUUAUUUUAAAAUUUUUGGUUUGUUUUAAGAUUUUUUUUAAUGGAUGAACGUUAUAAAGUGCGAAACACUAUCAUACCUUUAAGAGGAAAAUGGAACAGGAAUGGUAACGGUGAGUUGCCCUCAAUCUUCCUAAUGGAACUUGAGCUAACUGAGGGGUCUCCGAGGGGAGAAGAAAAUUGAGUACAGAAGGACGGAGGGACGUUAUCAAUGGGGGAGCGUUGUGCUUUACAUUCAAGGAUUCUUGUUGAACAUCCUCGUAGAGUUUGAAGAAAAUAACAAAACAAAUUGAGCAGCUUAAGUAUUGUGAUACAUAUACUUUAUAACCAAUGCUCCAAUCUCUCUACAGUUGCAUAAGUAAAAGGGUCACGAUAACAGUGAAGGGAAUGUGAUAACAUACUCAAGAAGUGAUUUACUGUGUCUCGUUGCUGUUUGACAUAGUUUCCCAGUCAUUUGAGUCAUUUUCUCCCACUCCGUUAGUUUAAAUUGUAUUAUAGUGUUAGCAGUGUUACUGAAGUAGGCCUUUCUAUUAAAAAAAAAUUGAACAAAUUUGUCAUGUCUCAGGAAUAUGUGUUCUGAUAGGCUUUUGCAUCUCGGGCAGAAUGCAAAUAAUAUGCCCCCCACACAUUGAAAAAAAACGUGGCAAAUUCAGUUUUAGUUGUACAUGUUUUUGUGUGAACCCUCUUUUUUUUCCAAAUGCAGUGCACUGUUUUACUUGUAAAAUGUAUUACUUUGUAUAGAGUUAGUUCAAAUGAAUUGGGUUUUUGUCACGUGCGAAACAAGUAUUGUGCAAAAUUGGUUAUAUAAAAAAAAGCAUUGAAGUUGAAGAUUCUUGCUGUGUUUAUAUGCCCAAUAGGUUUGAUCUUUAGGCACUGAAGCUGUUUGCUUAGACCAUCUCUUAUUUCUGGUGUACAUGGGCAAUUUUGUGUAUUGAUAGAAUCUCUCAUAUGUUCCCACACCAUUUUUUUUGUAUCAGUUCAUGUAUGCCAUUUUUACAGGAAAAAAAAUUACAAAAAACUACUGAAGCGUUCUUGUCUUCUUAAUAAAAAAAAG
Molecule: messenger RNA, 4015 nt
Organism: Hemiscyllium ocellatum (epaulette shark)
Lineage: Eukaryota; Metazoa; Chordata; Chondrichthyes; Orectolobiformes; Hemiscylliidae
Gene: cadm1a
Product: cell adhesion molecule 1a
Exons: 12
Coding region: 51-1418 (455 amino acids)
Biological process (GO): detection of stimulus; susceptibility to natural killer cell mediated cytotoxicity; cell recognition
Cellular component (GO): synapse; plasma membrane; neuron projection
Molecular function (GO): signaling receptor binding
Source: RefSeq, a predicted model, not a curated record